GGAACCAGGAAGGCGGUGAGCUUAAACUGAACCAAGUUCGGAGGGCGCCGGCGGCUCCCCGAUUUGAAGAAACAUUUCCAGGUUUGCGGCGCUUGCAAGUCCACGGGAGGUGUGAUCCCGAAGACUGGGAGCCAGAAAUGGGACGCCGUUCAUCAGAUACUGAAGAAGAAAGCAGAAGCAAGAGAAAAAAGAAACAUCGUAGACGGUCAUCUUCAAGUAGUUCUUCAGAUAGUAGAACAUAUAGCCGAAGGAAAGGUGGAAGGAAAUCCAGGUCAAAGUCAAGAUCUUGGUCCAGAGAUCUUCAGCCUCGUUCACAUUCUUAUGAUAGAAGACGGAGACAUCGAUCAAGCAGUAGCUCUUCUUAUGGCUCUAGAAGAAAACGAAGUCGAAGUCGUUCAAGGGACUGGGGGAAAUCCUAUAGAGUUCAGAGGUCUAGGUCAAAAAGCAGAACAAGAAGGUCCAGGUCAAGACCUCGUCCACGUUCCCAUAGUCGAAGCAGUGAAAGGUCUAGUCACAGAAGAACCCGUAGUCGAUCUCGGGAUAGAGAACGACGUAAAGGCAGAGAUAAGGAGAAAAGAGAAAAGGAGAAGGAUAAAGGCAAGGACAAGGAAUUACACAACAUUAAACGGGGGGAAUCUGGAAACAUCAAAGCUGGAUUAGAACAUCUGCCACCAGCUGAACAGGCCAAAGCCAGACUACAGUUGGUUCUUGAAGCUGCUGCAAAAGCUGAUGAAGCAUUGAAAGCCAAAGAAAGAAAUGAAGAAGAAGCAAAGAGAAGAAAGGAGGAAGACCAAACCACCCUGGUAGAACAAGUAAAAAGAGUAAAAGAAAUUGAAGCCAUUGAAAGUGAUUCUUUUGUUCAGCAGACAUUCAGAUCAAGUAAAGAAGUCAAAAAGUCGGUGGAAGCCAGUGAAGUGAAGCAUGUGCCUGCAGCAUCAGGACCAGUGUCAGUAGCUGCUGAUCUACCCAGUCAUGAAAAAGAAAUAGACCCGAGCAGCAUCCCUACUGCUAUCAAGUACCAAGAUGACAAUUCUCUGGCUCACCCAAACUUAUUUAUUGAGAAAGCUGAUGCUGAGGAGAAGUGGUUCAAGAGAUUAAUUGCUCUUCGACAAGAAAGGCUAAUGGGCAGUCCUGUGGCCUAAUUAAUACAUAUGGUUGAAUUAACAGUAACAUUGGAAAUUUAGGUUUUUAUAUCCCAUUUUAACUUUUUACUCUUAUAAAGAAUUGACCCAAUUAUAUAAAAAGGUAAUCUCAUUUAAUUCAUUUCUCAUGUCGGCUUGAAUAUUUGUUGACUUGAACUUAAACACUGAAUAUUAAAACUAGUAUAAUAUUGAGGAAUGCAUGAAAAUCCCUGCUGUUAAUAAAGCUAAUCCUAAAAAUAUCAAUGUUAAAGUAAAUGGCACACAGUAUCAUUUCUAAGUACAAUUUUUAAAAUAUCAAACUGUCAUUUAAAGACACUAUUUGAUCAUGCAUAUAUGAGAAUCAAACUAUAUGCUAUAAAUAUGAGAUUUCAUCUA
This is a messenger RNA of Myotis myotis, 1517 nucleotides long. It is a transcript of the gene RSRC1, whose product is annotated as arginine and serine rich coiled-coil 1. Gene Ontology annotation, cellular component: nucleus; cytoplasm. Lineage: Eukaryota; Metazoa; Chordata; Mammalia; Chiroptera; Vespertilionidae. The transcript is spliced from 10 exons. The record is from RefSeq and is a predicted model, not a curated record. Bases 138 to 1142 code for a protein of 334 amino acids. Gene Ontology annotation, biological process: alternative mRNA splicing, via spliceosome.